Symbiodinium necroappetens is the source of this 9870-nucleotide messenger RNA. Lineage: Eukaryota; Dinophyceae; Suessiales; Symbiodiniaceae. The record is from the annotation of a GenBank genome assembly.
AUGCCGUACCGACACAUCCGCUUCACACCCACCUGUAACAACACAUGGUGCGCCGUCAACGAGCUUCGCUUCCGUUACCAGGAGGCGGAGAUUGAUCUAUCCUCAGCGACGACCUACUUUCUCAACGACCUGUCUGAUCCACAGCUCCGCAAUGGAGCAAUCUUGGUGGACUUUACGGCACCGAUCUUCAUUGACGAGUUUUCCUUCUCGAUGCCCUACAACAGUUCAGUGAAUGCCCCGUCCCGGUGGGUUCUGGAAGGCACCAACGACAGGGUGCGGCGGUGCAUCCUCGCUGGCGCACCGGACUAUCAGGCCAUGGGCGAUGGCACCUAUGCACAAAGGAAUGGUGAGACUCUCUACGGCCGCUCUGUGUACAGGGACUCGUCAGGCGGUAUCAUGUACUUUGACGAUGCCAGUGCAAGUUGGUGGGUCAGCCCUGCCAUCCAAGAGGGUGGUUACGGUGCUAUCCGAUGCGUUGGCGCAGCUUCGGAUCCACACCUGCUCACUUCGCCCUGCCUGGCUUGGAAUGGGCAGGUGUGGGAUGUUGCCCCAAAUGUCACCUUCGACUGCUUGGGCAACGAAUGGGUGGUCCUUCACCGCCAGUCGAGGCUCUAUAUCCUACCGGAGGUCAUCACCGCCCCGCUGCUGUGGUUUAGGGUGUCUCGGCGCGCAGUGGAGUGGACACUGCUCAUCGAGAACAUUAGUGGGCACGUUGGGCAGUUGGAGUCGGAUCCGGAAGAUGGAUAUGUCAGUGCUGGCAUUACUGCAGGUGGUGAAAGCCUCUUGCGCACGCUUGGUCGAAUCGGAGGCGACACGACGUCGGGCGACAGAUGUAGCGUCACGCUCCGAGUCAAUGUCAGCUUCGUCGAGGGCUCAGACGGUGGGACAGCCAUCGAUUGUGCAGCCACUGCUUUCGGUAUUGGAGGAUGGUUGUUGCCUGAUCUGCCGGGAAGUGGCAAGCUCUGGCUUACAUGUGCGAACAGCACAGAGCUUCAGGCAAACCCGUGGGUACAGCGGUAUGCAGAAGCAACGGCAGAUGCAAGCUUCUCCUUCUCAUCUGGAGAGUUGCAGAAGUCACCAGAUGCACAUGCCCUGAAGUCACAGAUAGCUCGCAUCCUAGAGAUUGCCGUCAGCCCUACCCUGGUGGUCUCUCUUGCCGGUCCUUUGAAUUACUUCGUGUGUCCUUUGGGGACCAACUGCACCUUCGCACCAGGCCUGCAAGUGAGGAUCAUCAAGGGAGGCAAAACCUGCGGAUGCGCCGAAGAGGUUUUGACCAUCGAGACCCAUGGAUUCUACAAGGCAUGCUAUUGCCUGUCGGAUCUCGUGGACUUGCCGGGUCAGAGCAGUGUUGCUUGUGACACAGACGGCGAUUUCACGUCUUUGGCUGGGAUCGUGCUUGGCAUGGGCCCAGAGCCCGCCAGGCUUGUGGCCUUGUACCUCACCCUCGGCCACUCCUGGCAAGCCGAUGCAACAGGAUUCACGUCACAUGCCCCAAUCUACGAGGAGAUGCUGCAGUAUGCCGCCGGCCUCAAAUUCAGCAGCUUGCAAUUCCCCUCCGUCGUGCAAAUCACCAAUGCAUCCGCCCCUGUAUGUGGCUACAACCUCUAUGCCUGUGACCUCGUUGGAGAAGUCUUCUGUACUUUGGGGGAGGCAUGUUCGGUGCUGCUCAACGGAACCUCACUGCGAAACGAGAAUGGUCUCAAGGUCGGUCGGAUGUCGAGCCCCUGUGCCUCCAGGCUCGAGUAUCCUUCGCUGGCAGCCUUCGAGGGUCUCGUGAACCCGAAAGACGGCUGCAGCCGAUCUGAUGGCCACAAGGCCACCUACCGACCAGUCCAUACCUGGGACCUGGGCCGCCCCACCCGGGGCUCCACAGCCGCCGUGACUCUGCAGGAGCCUGGCCCGGGGGUCUACAAGCUCUGUUGGGGACACGAUCCGCCCAAUCAGACGCUGGAAGAAGAGCAAUACCCUGUGGAAGCGGGCUUCUUCAUGAUGCUGGGCCCCCUUGCCAUGGACUUCGAGUGCUACUUGCAUUUCCCUUGCACGAUCAACAUCAGCGGCAUCGGGCUCAGCCCAACAAACAUGGUGCUUCUCAUUGAGACAGCCACUGGAAGAUGCGGAGAUGUAGGGCUCCCAGCUUUGGACAGCGCCUGGUCCAUCCCGAAUCCCACGGCAGUGAGCCAGGACGACCUGCGCAGCAACAACUUCUACUCCUUCGGAAUUGCCAGAGGGAAGUCGGGAGCAUCGCAUCGCAUAUGCUGGGCGCACAAUCCAGUCGCAGAGGCUUCCGGCACGAUCUAUCCGCUCACAGAUUCAGCAUUGUAUCGAGUAGAAAUUGAUCCAGACUUUUUCUGGAUUCGACUGACUGCCAUUGUGGACUGCGUCUUGGGAAGGCUGUGUACAGUAACCAUCAUUGGCUCCGGCAUCGUGCCUUCUAGCGGCGUGCUGCUGGUCACCAACCCGAGUCGUUGUGGGGAUGCCUCGGCAGAGGUAGUAGACAUUAGUGAGCUAACAAACCCGGCCGGAGUGCAACCUAUUGGAGGAGCCAGCAGCGCACAGGGACUCUACAUACUGGGAUAUGCAAGCUCGAUGGCGCCGCCAUUUGGAUUCAGGGUAUGCUGGGGGCCGAAUCCAGCCAAUGCGUCUGGAACCGAGUUCCCCUACGAGGUCGACUAUCCCAUGUACUGGCAGCCGACUCCAUUCUUUGAGCAUCGUGUCGGAAGUGUUGGCUUGGUGCGCUUUGACAGUGAGGAGACCAGCCACAAGCUGCUGGCUCUAUUCUCUGACCCGUCAGAUACACCUGCUACAAGCAAUCGUUUGACAGGGUCGCUGAUGGAGUGGCAGGACUACGAUUGCUGCCAGAUGGCCGGGCACGCUGCCGGUGCAGUACUCCAAGUCGAUGGAUCCGACCGAGCCCUUCCUUUCGGAAGCUACGUCUUCCAUGAGCGGCCUUCCGACGAUCUUACAGCGGUGGCGCUCACAACACGUGAGCCCCUGGCACAAGGCCUCUACGACUGCGUUGGGGCCUGCGACUUCACGUCGAAGCACACGGACUACGUGCUGCUUGCAGGAUUCCGGGAUCUCUCCAGCCCGGAGAAGCACCCUGGGAACCUGAUGCUGCUCAAGGCUCAGCCGACUGGGCCCCAAGCUGCGCCGACAUGGCAAGCGCGGCGAGCUGCUCAGCACUUUGGGCAGAUGCCCCCGCAGAGUUUGGCAGACUGGGAGGAUGGCUUCCGCCCCUGCGUGACUGUGGACCCGCUGGCUGCCUGCGCAUAUGCCAGUCGCGCAACGGUGCAGUCCUUGAAGGUGGCAAGACUCUCUGCCACCCGCUUGCUGGCUGCCUUCGUAAAUGGCCCUUCACAGCACGGCACCGUUGCAGUCGUCUCUGUGUCGCACCACCUUCCGGACCAUUGGAGCAUCACGCUGGGACUCAAACAGGUGGUGAAUUCAAAUGCGACGAGCCACGUGGCUGUUGCGGCCCUCUCCGACUCGGCGGCCGUGGUCUUCUACGACGAUGAGGCGACAGCAACCGUGCAGGCCAGGGCCGUCCAGGUGGAUGCGCAGGAUGAGGCCGUCGUCGGAGAUGUAGAGUACAUCGGUGCUGGGAGUCUGACUGGGAGCAAUCUCUCGCAUGCUACAGAUGAGGGCAACGAAACCAAUAGCUCCUACAGGGCUACUUACCGGCGGAUGUCUGCGUGCGGAUUGACCGACUCCACGGCACUGGUGGUUUUUGCUCCGGUCCAUGGCGCCAAAGGACAGGUGGUCCUCGUGAGGCUCCAGAGUGCAGGUGAGGCCAUGCGCGUGGCCGAGUUGCCUCUCAGAGAUUCUAUGGAUGACGUGAGCCUCGUGCGUCUUUCCGCGGACAAGGCCAUGGUCGUCUAUCGGGACGAAGCAGACGGCGGGGUCGCGAAGGCGCAGGAGGUCAGCGUAUUUGAGAAUUUCAACGGCAGGCCCUUCGCCUUGGGGCUUGGUUCCACAUCUACCUUCACGCAUUUUCCAGUCGAGGGACUGGUGGCCGUGGAUCUCAACGCAACAGGAUGGAUCUGGACAUGGGAUGACUUCAGUAAUCGGCGCCAGCUUCAACAGACAUUGACGCCAUCGCGGUGCCGACUCGGACUCUUCAACUCCGAGUUCCAGGACGUGGCGGCCGCGCGCAGGGGAGCGCCCUCCGCAAGGGCGGAAAUGGCAUAUCGGAGGCCAUUUUCAUCUUUGCACCGUGUCCGAACUUCAGAAGCCCCCUCAAGCUUCCACGGAUCUUGGCCGAUCUGCAACGAGCUGGACGCAACUGCACGCAUCCCUUCCGUGGCCUGCGUGGCAGAAGCAGCACGCGGCCACGGAGGUGCAGAUGCUCUACUGAGUCAUACCGGAUCCUCUUCUCCUGACGCUGCACGUGGCGUGGCAAUUGCAAGUUCUUCCGAUGGAUUGCCGGAGAAAGACAAGGCAGACCUAGAAGAUAUUGGGGGCCAUGCCGCGACAACCCCUGCAGCCGGCUCCAUUAAGCCGGGAGCGGGAGGAAGCGUCGUGAGGACGACGAGCAGCCCGUCCGGCUCAGCAAAUCCUGCGGCUGUGCCAGGGACUGGGAUGGGUUCCCUUCCCAUGGAUCCGGGACAAUACUUCUCAACUGGACCGGCUCUCACUUCAGCUCCGGUGCAGUACUUGAGUGCCCAAUCACCUUACACCAUGCAGCCCCAGCCAGCCCAGCCAGCCCAGCCGAUGUUCAUGAAUGAUUUCAUGGCUCCAUUCGCAGCUACUGCGAUGGCACCUAUGCAGGGAGUUGCCUCAGCAAGUCAGACCACGGGGCAAUCACCAAAUGGUGUCGCAUAUCCAGGCCUGGCCCCAACAUCCGCGAUUUCCUAUGCUUCGCCUAUGUUGGCUAUGCCAGGAGAGCAGCCGCAGCCAAUGCAAUACUUGAGUGUGCAGCAGCCAGUUUCGGCAGUGGCCCCGCAGCCAGUGAGCUACACGCCUUACUCGCUGCCCAUGACAACUGCCACUGGACCUGAGGGUGCAGAGCAAGUGAUUUCAGGACAGCCGCAGCCAGUGCAAUACUUGAGUGCGCCACAGGCAAUUUCUGCAGCUGCCCCGCAGCCAGUGAGCUACUCGCCUUAUUCGCUGCCCAUGGCAGCUGCAACUGGACCUGAGGGUGCAGAGCAAGUGAUUUCGGGACAGCCGCAGCCAGUGAGUGCCUUGAAUGCUCCAUUGGGUGGCCUGUCGGGCAGCCCGUUCGGCGCGAUGCAGGCACAACCUAUGGUCGACUAUGCCCCUCCUACGGUUCCUGCCACGAUUUCUGCCUACUCGACGGCACAGCCGCUGGCACCUUACCAGGCAGGUGUUCAGUCCUACACGACUGCACCUGUUUCCUACUCGACCUACAUGCCUCCGAGCACAACAUACCCUCCGCCGGCCACGACAUACCCGGCGGUUACAUACUCUGAGGCCCCACCGGCAGAGCAACCACAGGUUGUGCCAGCCACCACAACAGCCGCGCCCGUGUACCAGAACCUUCCAAGCACUACAAGUGCCAGUGCCCCGCAGCCAGUGCAGGCCAUGCAACCCGCCCAAGCCGUGUCAGCCAUGUCUGCGCUGACACCGCAGGUUGUGAACUAUUCCAAUUACAUGCCAGAGCAGCCCGAGCAGGUACGGUACAUCCCUGCGGCGCAGCCCUUUUCGGCAGCUGCGCAACCGCUCGGGAAUGAUAUGGUGGCCCCAACUGCAGCGACGUCUUUUUCGCCUGCCCAGCAGUGGCCACUGGCUCAGCCACAGCAGCCGAGUUUCACUCCGCCGCUCAUGGCUCCAUCCCAACCAUAUUCCUAUGGGCAGCAGCUGAGCUUCAUGCCGCCGCUUCAAGCUCCGUUCCAGUUUGGGGACGGUGCUGGCCUACCACCUGCGGGCGUACCGCCAGCGGGCGCACCGCCAGCGGGCGCACCGCCAGCGGGGGCUCCGCCAGCCGGAGCAGUGUACGCAGCGCCGGCAGCCACCCCAGCAGCAUCCUUCAUGCCACCGCCAGAAGUCCCCGCAGCCCAGCCCCAACAAGUGCCAGUCUAUGCUGCACCCAUGAAGUCAUCACCGGCUCCGGCACCGGCUGCAGCUGCAGCGCCUGUACCCACACCUGGCCAGCCAGGGAUGGUUUAUGCUGCUCCGGCACAGGAACUGAGCAAUCCAGGCCCGAUGGCGGCGCCUUCGCCAUUCCCGCCGGCUGCACCCUUGUCAUUCACGCCACCGGCAGCAUAUGCACCGGCUCCAGGAAAGCAGUACUCAUACACUCCUCCAGCCAAGCCGUACUCAUACACUCCUGCCGUGCAGUAUGCUAGCUCAGCACCGUACGUGUCUCCCUCCGUGCCCGGCAUGCAGCCGCUGCCGGGCUCAGGCAGCUCAGGGAGAGCGGCAAUUUCGGCCGCAGCUGCCAUACUGCUGGUGCAAGGCAGAAGGGGCCGUGGCUACUCUGGUGCGACCAGAACCAGGGCCGCGACCCCUGGCCAAGUGGAGGUUCCCCCAUCUACAGGGCUGGGCGUUCCUGAAGAACUGCAGGACAUCAGCAUCGCCGGUAGAGACGUGGACACGCCGCAUUGGUCUGAGAAGCCAUUGGAGGAUGCCCAAGGCGGCCUGACCUUGGAGCAGUUGGACUGGCCGAACGUGCAUGGGCUGGCGUGCGCUUCUUCUGGACUCCUUUUCCUCUUUGAGUUAGUGAGGUUCUGCGCAGGUCAGCCACCCUCAGACUUCGAGUGCUACGCCGCAGCUGUGAUUUAUGCCGUGAUCUAUGCUUCAAGGUUCGAUGGCAUCCGCACUCUUGCCCCGCACUUUCGAGUCACCUUCUAUGCUACGACUGGUUGGACGGUCUACUACAUUGCUCACCUGCUGGCCGCGACAAACCCUGUUAUCUUCGGCCACUGGGUCUAUCCUGCUGGAAUUGUGUUCUUGGCCAGCAGCAUCUACUUCUACAAGCACUGGAUUGAGAGAAUGUACCGGCACUAUGUCGAGGAUAGAUUCCGACCAUACUACGUUCCGGGCCUUGUUGGCCUCAUGUACUUUCACUGGUUGGAUACAGUUGACAUGCUGAACCAGUGGCUGGACCCACAGUACUGGGAGCACGUCGUGGUUGACCUGCCAGACCAGGCAUGGACUAUUGCAGACGUCCGCCUCACAGGACUCUUCAUGGCUCCGAAGGCUCAGGCUCACUUCGUGGGCCCAUCCGAGGGCUACCCGUUGGCGCGCUGCCUGGACGGGAGCUCCGGGCUCUACUACUUCAGCGAGGGCUGGGGCAGCGGUGUCUCGAAGUUCCAGGUCUUCCAUGAGGGCGGCGGCUUCUGCGCUUCAGAUGCCGACUGCCUGAAGCGGUCUCGCUCUUCACUGGGCAGCACGGCCAAGGACUCUUCCACGAUGGACUUCGGAUCCCUGAAUAACCUGAAGCUGUCUCGGUCACAGGAUGAGAACCCCUUGAUGUACAACUGGAACCAUGUCUAUCUUAGGUACUGUGACGGUGGCUAUUUCUCUGGUGAAGCAGCAGAGCCUGUCAAGGUGGAUGACUCUGUUAUUUACUUCCGAGGAAAACACAUCACGCAGGCCGUCUUCCAAGAUCUCACAAAAUUCGGACUUUCCAACGCAACGGACGUCGUCAUCAGCGGCUGCAGCGCGGGCGCCAUCCGUGUGUUUGCACAUCUCGAUGAAUUGAAAGACCUUGUCAGUGGCUUUAGCCCAAGCGCCAGAGUCGUUGGACUGCCUGAUUCUGGUUUCUACAUGGAUCUGGACAUUUUCACGCCGCUGAAGAGAUAUGUGGUGAAGAGGCAAGCAGCGACAAGCUUGCUGAAUGCCGGCUGUGCCUCUGAGCAUCGCGACCACCUGGAGAAGUGUUUGAUAGGAAGUGUUGUGGCCGCCUUCCUGAAGACUCCUUUUUUUGUAUUCCAAAGCCGCUUCGAUCUUGACCAACAGAGCUGCGAGAUGGGUUCUGCCUGUCGCGCCUCCAAAGGUUGUAUCAUGGACUAUGCAGCGAAUCUCUCUGAAACGCUGCAUCAGGUGGUGACGCAUCCGCAGCGAGGUGUCUUCCUCGAUAGCUGCCCGCGGCAUUGCUCCUAUGGUAAGCGGCCACUGGACGACAAGUCGGGCCUCUCACAGUUGCAAGCAUUUUCCGCCUGGUACGCGGGCGGCGAGAGCAAGUAUGGGCAGGGAGUUGUGUACAAAUGCGACAAGCAGUAUGUCAAACAUCAAGCUGAAGCCAGUGGCAUGAGCUGGGAAGGAGCGACUCAGUCGAGCACGGCGCUCUUCAUGAUCACUCUGCACAACAAGGGUGUGCUGACCGGAGGGAAGAACACCCUCAUCACUGUACUUUUUACCAUCUUCGUGCCGGCUCUGUUUCUUACUGGUACGCAUGCCACCCUUCAGGUGAGCUCUUUUGAAGUAUCUCCUGCGCUACCUGAGGGCCUGGAGCUCGAUGCAUCUACUGGGAUAAUUUCUGGUGCCUUGCCGAACAAGCUGCUCGACGAGGCCACUUACACCGUCGUUGCCAAGAACGAAGCAGGUGAGGCUCAGGCUGAGUUAUGCUUCGCAGUCAAGGAGACGCCCCCUGUGACGUUCUCGUAUCCAACUGCCCUAGCUGUGCUUGAUGUUGGUCAAGCGGUCAGCUGGGCCCCGACGAUCGAAGGUGGUGACGCAACCAAAUGGUCGGUGUCGCCUGAUCUGCCCCCUGGGCUGGUGCUGGGCGCCGACACGGGCGCCAUUACGGGAGCUCCGACUCAGGCAGCGGAGCCGGCAGCGUACACAUUUUGCGCCGCAAAUUCCGGGGGAGAGGUAACUACUACCCUUCAGCUGGAGGUGAAAGGUGUUGGACCAAAGCCGCCCAACUAUGGUUUGGAGGAGGGUGGAGCUGUGCUCUUCGUCGGGGAGGCAGUCGACUUGUCGCCGCAGGCGGCCGGAGAUGCAACUUUCAGUGUCAGCCCUGAUCUUCCUGACGGCCUCAGAUUCGACGAGGCCACUGGCCGGGUCACGGGAACCCCGCUGAGCCCGCUGCCGACCACUGACUUUCAGGUGACUGCCACGACGGGUUCGGGCAGCGCAGACUCGCAGCUCACUUUGACGAUCCGGCCUGAGAAGCCUCAUGACCUCAGGUAUCCGGAGAUUUCUGGGGCCUACAGUCUGGGCCAGGAGGUCAAGCUGGAAGCAGAGGCGCCUUGUGGCCCUGAUGACCUGCAAUAUGGCUUGCUGGAUCUUCGGCGGAAGGCGAUGAUCGCCGAGGGCAAGCCGAUUGACCAUGCAGGCAGCAUCAUCGUGCACCGAGCUGAUGGCUUCGACCUGGACAAGACGAUCUUCAAGAGUGUCGACAAGAAGUUGCCACGAAUGAUGGCCCAGGAGCGACUUUCAGUGGAAGUGUACUGGUCGGAUCGAUCUACCACCCAGAUUUCCGAGUCUUUCAACAAGGUGCCUGCAGCGCCUCGUUUCGAUGCGCCCAUCCUCGAGUUUAUGCAGACCGAGUGCAACUUCUGCAUGGAGCAUGCCGAUGGCAGCUUCAUGGAUCACCUCAGGUUUUGCUUCGAGUACAGCAUGGCGCACUUCAAGGGGCACUCGCCGCGGGUGAUGUUCCUGCACAGCAUACUGGGUGUGGGGACAAACUACUUUCCCAUGGAGAAGGAGAAGAUACCAAAGCUUCGAGAGCUGGUGAAUGAGGUGGAGAUGAAGCAGAUCGAGGCUUUCCCAAGCAUCCUCCGACUUCUUUACCACGGGCAGUUGAUGGACGAGCUCUUGGCCGACGCUGAAACCUUGCCGAAGACUCUUCAGUCCAUCUCCUUCCACCGCGUCAUCGACAACGAGGAGCUAGUGCUGACUGCUGAAGAGUUCUGGGUCGCCUUGAACUAUCAGCUUAUGCAUCAGCUGGACUUUCUGCCUGUG